ACCGUCCAGCGACAGCCUAUGACUCAUUGGGAGUAGCGCUUGAGCGCAAGUCCUUCCCGAGGCUACACGCCGGUGGGCGGGUGAGUGGGCAGCGCAUCAGACAAUCAAAUUGUCGGCGUCGGCUGGGUCGCCAUGGCAACCAGCAGCGACGUCAGCAAACGUACAAUGAUAAGGAUUGGCCGUACUGGGCGUAUCAAUGCGGCGGUGGCUUUGGUCUGGGCGCGCAAUUCAUCUGCGACUCGGAUGCCCACGAGUCGUUUGUGGUACUAGAGCUCGGAGGGGGUGGGGGUAGUGGGGCUGAUUUCAGACGUGACCAUUCGAUUAAGACCAGCGGCGGCGGUGGCGGUGGUGGUGUGCAGCUGUAUGACUGGGGGGACUGUCCUGAAUCAUUGUAUGAGAGGACUCAGUGCGAACAUGUGCACCGCACCAGUAUAGGGGGAGGGUCUGGAGGCUCAUACAGCCACAGGGACAACGUCUACCACACACGCGCAACCUGUGACGCAGACGCAGUGGAUUAUAGGGGGUGGAAAAAAGCGUUCGAUAGGAUCAGCGAUUUAUUGAGAGACAAGUCAAGGUGUCCGCGAUUGCGCAUAUCAGGUGGUGGUGGCGGCGGCGGCGGCGGACAGUUAACACAGCUAUCGAGACUGGUUCCAUUUGGCUACGGAUAUGGAUUCUCAUUCAACGCGUACUUCAAACAUCCCCCGUGACGAGGCUCUGAUCGCUGUAUUAGACACAAACACAACAUACCUGAAGAUACCUACACGCUACCUUAAAUAGGUGUGUAGGUACAUCUCCGUACCUACAACCACUGUCCAUAUGCCUGGCUACAGUCUCAACCACGGCCAAUCACGUGUUCACAAAGCCGCAUUGCCUUACCAUCCAUGUAUGUCCUACCACUCACAGGAAGUGGUAGUACGAAGGUUAAAGUUAGGAGACCCCAUCGCAUGUUCUGCCUUACACCUGCCGUACUCAUGCACGUCACUCCAGUAAACCCUCCUCUGUAGUCACGAGGUUUAGCACAAACGCGUGUUGCUUCCUGUCAGCACUAGACUGAAACGGAGCCCACCACACUCGUGGCAAGGCAUGCGCAUAAUAGUCCUAUCACGUGCGCAAACAAACGUGUUGACGGUUGGGUUGUUUGCCUCAUAGUCCU
Messenger RNA from Sphaeroforma arctica JP610, 1153 nucleotides. RefSeq lists its product as hypothetical. The annotation marks the transcript as partial. The record is from RefSeq and is a predicted model, not a curated record. The transcript is spliced from 6 exons. Lineage: Eukaryota; Ichthyosporea; Ichthyophonida.